This is a messenger RNA of Cherax quadricarinatus, 2679 nucleotides long. RefSeq names its product muscle-specific protein 20. Lineage: Eukaryota; Metazoa; Arthropoda; Malacostraca; Decapoda; Parastacidae. Gene Ontology annotation, cellular component: actin cytoskeleton. Gene Ontology annotation, molecular function: actin filament binding. The record is from RefSeq and is a predicted model, not a curated record. Gene Ontology annotation, biological process: actin filament organization; actomyosin structure organization.
CCAUACCUUGCCCGUGGCACUCUCUCUCACACACACACACACCCCACCCACCACUGUUGGUGCCCUCAGCUUCACCCUCUGCCGGAGUCAGUCCCCAGCAGGUCGUGGUGGUGACCAGGUUGUCUCUCCCAGCCUCUUCUAGCAUCAACAAACAUGCCGAGUCGUCAGAAGGAGCUGGAGCAGGAAGUGAUGGCAUGGGUGGAGGCUGUCCUGGGAGAAAAGCUCCCUCCUGGCAACUUUGAGGAUGUCUUUAAGGACGGUGUUGUGCUGUGUCACCUCAUCAACAAGAUCGCACCCAACUCCGUCAAGAAGAUCCAAACUUCUGGCGGAUCUUUCAAACUCAUGGAGAACAUCCAGAGGUUCCAGGAAGCCAUCAAGAAGUACGGAGUGCCCCACGAGGAGAUCUUCCAGACUGCUGACCUCUUUGAGAGACGUAACAUUCCUCAGGUGGUGCUCUGCCUCUACUCCCUCGGACGCAUAACGCAGAAACACCCGGAGUACACAGGACCACGUUUGGGACCCAAGAUGGCAGAGGAACAGAAGCGAGAGUGGGAUGAAGACCAGCAGAGGAUGCUGAGGGAUGGCCAGAUAGGCCUCCAGAUGGGACAGAACAAGGGCGCCACCCAGGCAGGCCUCGGCUCCAUGGGCAACACGCGCCAUAUGUAAAAGACUUCGACAGUAUCAGCAGCGUGCAGUAUACUCUUCUUCUAUUAUCAUUAACAUUCAGUAUCAUCUUUCUCCUCUGUUUACUACCAACAACAUUCAGCUACCGUCUUUUCAUCCUCUAUCAUCAGCAAUGUUCAGCGAACUCCUCUGCUCUAUUGCAAAGUCUGAAGUCCUCUUCUUGUUUGCCAUCAACAGCGUAGUCCUUCAUCUUCUUGUGAACAAUCUGCAAAGUCCAACGUCUAAGUUCUAUUCACGUUAGCUCUAAAGAAGACCUGUCCUUCAUCUCGUGCUCAUCUACUUUGCCCUUAUGGAGCGUCAAUGUUCCUGUGCAGUAGAGAUUAGGCUUCCAGUGAUGAAUCAUUUUUACAGGGUACUGCUGCUCUUCCUGGCUGCUGCUGAUCUUGCAGCAGCAGCCGCUCAUUCUCCGCUGUCACAUAGCUUGCAAUAGGAACCCGAGACUUCCAGGUACUUCUGCUAUUACGUAUAAAACAAACUUUCAGCAAUGGAGACGAGAGCGAAGCUCGAACUCACAACUAACCCGCAAAUUGGACAUGAGAACGAGACGAUGUACCGGUCCGUCGACGACUAUUUCUGUGACGCCAGUGAGGUGUUGUAAAUUCUUACAGCUACUCUACUGUGACUUAUAUUCUUCACCGAUCCUUCAACAUGGAAAACACUCUUUUCCAGCAGCUUGCUGGGUAAACAUUUUCCUGAGAGCUGCAGCCGGUCUCUUUAUUGUCUCGUGAAGCAGCACUUCAGCUACAUUUUCUUAAGACAGUUCAGCUGGCGAGGAAGGAAGGCAGCGACCAUUAAAUGUAAAUAUAUAUAUAUAUAUAGUUUGCUCGGGAAAAAAAUUAAGCAAUGUUAUUUUUUUACUUUCCUUUCGUGUUAGCAUUUUAAGUUCGAUGUUGAUGUUUGGGAGUUUGUGGUUUAUUAUGAAGCUCGAUUGACGCUGAGGUCCGGAACUUAAAUGGAAGUUAGCGCUCUCUUUCUUUCUCUCUAAGAUCUGACAACUCCUGACCUCUGCGUUGACUCUCAGCAUGACAGCCUCCCUCAUUACAUAUUAAUGUUUACCUAUUCUAGAACCUGACAGUCAGCCAUGCCGCUGUCAUCCACCCGAGACAACGAUAGUCGCCGCUAUCAUCCACCUGAGUGAAUGAUACACCCCAAUGACGCUGUCAUCCAUCGGCGAGAAUGAUAGACGCCACUAUCAUUCACCCGAAAGAACGAUAGACGCCGCUAAUCAUCCGCCCGAGAGAACGAUAGAUGCCGCUAUCAUCCAUCUCAAAGAAUGAUAGACAUCAUCUCAGAUUUUGGCUUAAGCUGUGAAUUAUACUAAUUUAGCAACUAUAUGUCAGGGCAAAUAAGCAGCGGCCUUACUAACAGCAUUUGUUGUUUAAGCAACCAUACCCAGAGCCUAGAGGACCCAGAGCCUAGUGGACCCAGAGCCUAGUGGACCCAGAGCCUAGUGGACCCAGAGCCUAGUGGACCCAGAGCCUAGUGGACCCAGAGCCUAGCGGACCCACAACCUAUUAGACCCAGAGCCUAGAGGACCCAGAGCCUAGUGGACCCAGAGUCUAGUAGACCCAGAGCCUAGUGGACCCAGAGCCUAGUGGACCCAGAGCCUAGUGGACCCAGAGCCUAGUGAACCCAGAGCCUAGCGGACCCACAACCUAGUGGACCCAGAGCCUAGCGGGCCCACAGCCUAGCGGGCCCACAGCCUAGCGGGCUCGGAGCUUCGCAGGCCCUAAACCCAGGUUUGAGAUAUUUUCCUGCCCAUGGCAGUUCUUGGUCUCACGGGGGCCCGUAGCUCAGUUCUAGGAGCCUACAGCUUAGCUUAGAUAAACCUCGGGGGCCCACAGCAAUUCUGAGACACCUCAGGGGCCCACAACCUAGUAUUGGGACACCUCGGGAGGGCCCACAACCCAACUAUGGGACGACACUUGCUAAAUCAUUAACCUUCAGUAUUAUCAUUUGCUUGUAUUUUAUUACUCAAUAAAUCAUAAUCACUCA